AUGUUUCUACCUAGGACCCACUGCGAUGGGCUGUUGAGUGACACAGAGCUCAAUGACUUCCAGCGGAGGUGUUUCAACGCACCCCUACAGACACAGGAACUGGAGGGGGUCAAAGACGUGGUUAAGCAGAACACCGAGGAUGGUCUCCGCAACGGAUAUUUAACGCAGGAUGGAUUCCUUUACCUACAUAAACUGUUUGUCCAACGCGGACGUCUGGAAACAACGUGGGCGGUGCUGAGGAAGUUCGGCUACGGUGACGACUUACAACUGAGUCAGGACUUUUUGAGCCCGAAAAUCGAAAUCAGGGCAGACGAGACCGUAGAAUUAGGGUCGAGUAGUAUACACUUCCUUACACAACUCUUCCGAUCAUUUGACAAGGACCGUGACAGCGCACUUUCAUCAGAAGAGCUGACUGCGCUGUUCUCCGCAGUACCCCCAUCACUAAUCAAAGACAUGGAGUUCACUGCUGGAGUGGCGUCUAACAAUCAGGGAUGGGUCACACUGGAAGGGUUUCUUGCGGCUUGGGUGCUGUUUACUCUUGAGCAUCCAGUGAAUGCGUUGGGUAGUUUUGCGUGUCUGGGCUACCCCGACGAUGACAUCACAUCGGCCGUUAAGGUGACACGCAGUAAAAAGAUUGAUUUCAAGAAACAAAGGACUACGCGCACAGUGUUCAUGGCCUAUGUGGUGGGUGCGAAGGGCAGCGGCAAGUCCACUCUGCUGAACAUGCUCUUGGGAAAGCCACAGAGCCCCAGCGCACCCCUCAACAGCACAUCAGGCAACGGUGAAACAGUCGCUGUCAAUGGCGUCAGUGUCAACGGCGCAGAGAAGUACUUGGUGUUGAGGGAGUUCGCGGCCAAUGGAAGCGAUGUCGAUAUGAUCAGAAACCAACAAGCACUGGAGAACAAAUGCGAUGUGGUGGUGUUCUUAUACGACGCCUCAGACCCAAACUCAUUCGAAUACGUCGUCAAUCUACAG
Molecule: messenger RNA, 975 nt
Organism: Sphaeroforma arctica JP610
Lineage: Eukaryota; Ichthyosporea; Ichthyophonida
Exons: 7
Molecular function (GO): GTP binding; calcium ion binding
Source: RefSeq, a predicted model, not a curated record